Molecule: messenger RNA, 1091 nt
Organism: Ceraceosorus guamensis
Lineage: Eukaryota; Fungi; Basidiomycota; Exobasidiomycetes; Ceraceosorales; Ceraceosoraceae
Exons: 3
Coding region: 269-1030 (253 amino acids)
Biological process (GO): mitochondrial translation
Cellular component (GO): mitochondrial large ribosomal subunit; ribosome
Molecular function (GO): rRNA binding; structural constituent of ribosome
Source: RefSeq, a predicted model, not a curated record
CUUCGCUCAUUCACGAUUGCUUCCGUGCUGAUAUGUAACAAGAUAACUAUUUGGAGCAAAAGGAAGAGGCUUCAUCCCCUCGGAUUGAGACGGCCACCACUGCUUCCUAGUACUUGCGCGACGCCAUUCAGUUCCAAGCGCCUUCCCUCCGUUCGUUUCUGCGCUGCACCACUGACACCGUCUUCUACAACAUACGACGUUCAUCGCAGACUCAGCCUUUUUGGAAGAGCAUUCAAGGACGGGUGACGACCAGUACUGGGACAGCGGCAUGAUGGCCUCUCUCGGCAGUCUCGGCGCCUCUAUGCGCGCGCUAUCUCUUGGUGGAGCUGCACGGACUUCGAUGUUUUCGGCCAGAGCCACCACCUCUUCGCCCUUACGGCCUACACUGUCUGCAGCAGCUCUGCUACGCAGACCCGAAGGGCCGACUCAAGUACGAUACAAGGGUCAACUUGCACCCCGACGCACAAAGUACCGCAAAGCGCACAAGGGCCGGGUCCCAGUCCCCAUCGGCGGGUCUAUCAAGGGCACCACGCUCAACGAAGGGUCAUAUGGUCUCAGACUGCUGGAGCCUGCCAGGCUAAGCGCAAAACAGAUCGGAUCUGCACAGAAUGCGCUCAAGAGAAAGCUGAAGGUGCUCAGGGGAUCUCAGGUCUAUUUGCGAGUAUUUCCAGACAUUCCAGUCUGCGUCAAGGGAAACGAAACGAGAAUGGGAAAGGGCAAGGGAGCGUUUGCGUUCUGGGCUUGCCGAGCCCCGGUAGGACGUGUGAUAUUCGAGAUCGGAGGGCCAGUCGACAUUCGACCAGAGCUAGCUAGGGAUGCUCUAGCGCUUGCCGCGGCCAAGCUUCCCGUGAAGAGCGAGUUCAUAGACAAAAGCUCACCUCCGAGACUAGGCAGCUUGCUGCAGACAUCUAUUCCAGCGGAGAGCGCCUCGGCGAGAGGUGGUGCAGGAUUGGUCACUCCUGAUCAACCUACUCCUAGUGGUGUCGAUGCUACUAGCUCCGGUACCUCUUCUACGACUAUCGCUACAUAGAAUAGAAUCACCAGCUACGCGUAGCUAUCAGAAGCACCUCGUGACAGUGCUUGAAUUACUG